GAUUCAGUAGUGCCUGCUUGAGGUGUCAGUCCGUCACAGCUGUUCACCGAGUAUUGCACCAGCUAGGCGGGGGGGUUUGGAAACAACUGUUUUAAAAUGCUUUGGUUUGAGGGUUCCGUACCUUCAGCUAUUGCUUCGAGCAAGGAGAAGAACUGUGUUUUUGUCGUCUUUAUUAAAGGUGACGAUGAACAAUCGACAGAGAUGGUUUCGACCUGGGAGAAUGCCAGAGUCGUUGAAGCAGCCAGGGACUCCUUUGUUGCAAUUAAAGUUGAUGCCAAAAGUGAAUCGUGUACACAGUUUUCCCAAAUUUAUCCUGUUGUAUGUAUACCUUCCAGCUUCUUUAUAGGAGGUAAUGGUAUUCCCCUUGAAGUUAUUGCAGGUAGUGUCCCUGUGGAAGAGCUUAUAAAGCGUAUAGAAAAAGUAAAACAGAUGCACACAGAGAAAGUACAACAGCAUGAAGGCAAUGAAUCUUCAACGGCAUCACUUCAUUCACAAGAAACUGCCUCUUCUGUGUCGCAAGAGGAAACCAUUGAAAAUCGGAGUUUACAGUUGGAAAGCACAUAUGACAAUUCAGAAUCAUCAAAAAUAGCUGCAUCAGAUUCUUCAAGAGAUAAUGGAAUAUGUUCUGGUCAAGUUAGUCCGGCAGAAGUUAGCAUCUCCUCAGAUGAAGCAUCGCAGUUGGAAGAUGACCUCAGUGUCAAAGUGGAAAGGCUAACCAAGAAACUUGAAGCACGAAGGGAGCUUAAGAAGAAAGAUGAAGAGGAAAAUGAAAUAAAGAAAGAAAUAGAACGGAGAAAGCUUGGAAAAGAAAUGCUGGAGUUUAAGAAAAAACAAGAAGGUGAAAAAACAAAACGAAUGCUGGAAGAAAGAAACCGGGAGAAAGCAGAGGAGAAAGCAGCACGAGACCGUGUGAAACAACAAAUUGCUUUGGAUCGUGUAGAAAGAGCAGCACGGUAUGCAAAAACAAAGGAAGAAGUAGAAGCUGCUAAAGCUGCAGCUCUUGAAGCAAGGCAAGCUGAAUUGGAUGCCAGAAGAGAGGCUGCUGCUAAGGAGAGAAGUACGAUUGCCAGAAUACAGUUCAGACUGCCAGAUGGAUCUUUCGUCACAAAUCAGUUUCCUUCAGAAAGCAGAUUGGAAGAAGCAAGACAGUUUGUUGCACAGGAAGUGGGCAACAAGUAUGGAAAUUUUUCACUGGCUACUAUGUUUCCAAGGAGAGAAUUCACAAUGGAGGAUUUAAACAAAACAUUGCUUGAUCUGGAGUUGGUGCCAAGUGCUUCUGUAGUACUUCUGCCGCAAACAGGAAGACCAUCCACAUCGGUUGUCCAGUCAUCUGGUGGAGGAAUCUGGGUAUUUCUUGGGACAAUUAUCUAUCCUCUGCUUGCAGUUUGGAAAUUCAUCACUAGCUUUCUGCUUGCUUCCACACCAUCUACAGUUUCAUCUACUAGGCAGACUUCCCAGUCGACCAACUCCCAAGCCAUGGCAUCUAAUACGACUGAACCAAAAAGAGAAAAUAUGAGAAAAAGAAUCCUUGAGAAACGUACUGAAGAUUUUAAAAGAGAUGGGAAAAUCUAUAGAUUAAGGACUCAGGAAGAUAAUGAGGAUGACAACAACACAUGGAAUGGAAAUUCCACCCAGCAGAUGUAGUCUAAAGAUACCUAAUAUUGUGCAAUACAUUUUUUACUUAAUACUGUUGAAUUAAAUUAUAUUGGCAAAUCUGUGAACACAAGGCAUUGUUGCUUGUGUACAGAUGUGGAACUUAAUUAUUAGCCACUCUUUUGCAUGGUGGAAUAUAACUAGACUUCUCCAAACUGGAUCAAGCAGUAUGUACAAUUUCUUUAACGCUGUUAAGCCAGUUUGCUUUCAUUAAAAUAAGCAGACCUUGCACAGUAAUUGUAUUUACUUUCCUUUACAUAAGGAAAUUAGGAUACAGCUAUGCAUGUGUUGACUGGUAAAUUUCAUACUUUCACAGUGCAUAUUGCUUUUUAAUUAAUACAAAUGAUGUUGUGGUAAUAUGAUCUGUUUAAGGUAUCAGCUAAAUAUUUUAGAUGGAAGAAGGCAAUGAUGCUGUAUUUAAAACACUGCUGUCAUUUAAUAUUGGCUCGUUUGCUUUCUCGGUACUUACUGCAUUGAAGAACAUCUUUACGUUCUUGGAUUAUGCAGGCAGAUCUGUGUGUUCAUUGCAGGUAAAAUUCUUUUUUUUUUUCUUUUUAACCUUUUUUUCCAGAACUCCUAAUUUGCAGUUUUAAAAUCUCUUGUAAUACAAUAGAUGUCACCAAAGGGAAUAAGAAUAUAAACUUUUUCAGCAUUGUAAUUCCUAAAUUAAAUACUACAAACAGCCCAGCUGCGUAGCUAUUUUUGU
Molecule: messenger RNA, 2359 nt
Organism: Erpetoichthys calabaricus (reedfish)
Lineage: Eukaryota; Metazoa; Chordata; Cladistia; Polypteriformes; Polypteridae
Gene: ubxn4
Product: UBX domain protein 4
Exons: 13
Coding region: 97-1644 (515 amino acids)
Molecular function (GO): protein binding
Source: RefSeq, a predicted model, not a curated record